This is a messenger RNA of Saccharomycopsis crataegensis, 1725 nucleotides long. It is a transcript of the gene DIP5, whose product is annotated as dicarboxylic amino acid permease. Gene Ontology annotation, molecular function: amino acid transmembrane transporter activity. Bases 1 to 1725 code for a protein of 574 amino acids. The transcript has a single exon. The record is from RefSeq and is a predicted model, not a curated record. Gene Ontology annotation, cellular component: membrane. Lineage: Eukaryota; Fungi; Ascomycota; Saccharomycetes; Ascoideales; Saccharomycopsidaceae. Gene Ontology annotation, biological process: amino acid transmembrane transport.
AUGGAAUCAAAUUCUAAUAAUGCCUCCAACCAAGGAUCAGUCGAAAAAAUUCCAGCUAAAGACUCAAUCCUCCCUGUUCACACCCAAGAAUAUGAUUUAGCUGUCUCCAGGAGUACCCCUAUGGCCAUGACCGAGGGACAUCGAUUGAAAAAAGACUUGCAAUCAAGACACAUUACAAUGAUUGCUAUAGGAGGUGCAGUAGGUACCGGCUUGUUGAUUGGUACUGCUUCAAGUAUUUCCACUGCCGGUGGUGGAGCAACUUUUGUGGCAUACUCUAUCGUUGGGAUUGUGGUAUUUUUCGUUAUGGCUGCACUUGGAGAAAUGGCUUCUUUCAUUCCUUUACCAGAUGGUUUCCCUGGUUAUUCUUCAAGAUAUGUGGAUCCAGCAAUGGGAUUUGCAGUUGGCUACUCAUAUUUGUGCAAGUAUCUUAUUGUUACACCAAACCAAUUGGUCGCCGGCUCCUUAGUGAUGCAGUACUGGGUUAGUCCAGAAAAGGUCAACCCUGGUGUUUGGAUUGCCAUCUUACUCGUGGUCGUUUUGUUAGUGAACUAUUUUGGUGUAAAGUUCUUUGGGGAAUUUGAAUUUUGGUUAUCAUCCAUAAAAGUCGUCACUAUCUUGGGUCUAAUUAUUUUGUUGUUUAUUAUUAUGUUGGGCGGUGGCCCAAGCCAUGAUAGAUUGGGAUUCAGAUAUUGGACUGACCCGGGGGCCUUCAAACCAUAUAAACAUAUAGAGCCACCUUCGAAGGGAAAAUUUGUUGCGUUUUGGGCUGUUUUUGUGUACGCUGUGUUUGCUUACUUGGGAACAGAAUUGGUUGGUGUUACUUUUGGCGAAGCUAGAAACCCAAGACAUUCUAUCAAAAAGGCCAUCAAAUUAACCUUUUACCGUAUUUUGGUAUUUUAUUGCGCAUCCUGCUUCUUGUUGGCUUGCUGUGUCGCUUAUAAUGAUCCAUUGUUAUUGUCUGCCAAAGGGACUUCAGCUGCUGCCUCUCCAUUCGUUAUUGCCAUCAAAAAUGCCAAAAUAAGCGUUUUGCCUCAUGUUGUCAAUGCAUGUAUUCUAAUUUUCAUUUUUUCCGCGUCAAAUUCCGACUUAUACAUUGCUACUAGAACCCUAUAUGGCUUAUCUGCAAAUGGAAAAGCUCCAAAGAUUUUCUCUCGCACAAACAAAAAUGGGGUUCCAGUUUACUCUUUGGCUUUUGCUGGACUUUUCUGUUGCUUGGCAUUCAUGACAUGCUCUUCAUCUUCCAAAACUGUGUUUAAUUAUUUUGUCAAUGUGGUCUCUAUUUUCGGAUUGCUCACUUGGAUUUCCAUUCUUGUGACAUAUAUUUUCUUCACAAGGGCAGUCAAGGCACAAGGAUACGUCAGAACAAGAGAUUUUGUAUAUUAUGCCCCACUUCAGCCUUAUGGCACUUAUUUUUCCCUCUUCAUGUGUUGCAUGAUUGCAAUAAUCAAGAAUUUUACAGUUUUCAUUGGAGGAUUUGAUUAUAAAAGUUUUGUCACUGGUUACAUUGGAAUUCCUGUUUAUUUUAUUUGCUUUAUUGGCUAUAAGAUUAUUAAGAAGUCAAAGUUUAUUAAACCUGAAGAGGCUGACUUAUUCACCUACAAGGAUGUCAUUGACGCCGAGGAAAAAGAAUGUUUGAGAGAAGAAGAAGAAAUGGCCAAGUUAAAAAUCAAUGGGAAGAAAGACUGGCAAUGGUUUUAUGAUAAAUUCAUUGGAUGGUUGUUUUGA